This is a messenger RNA of Ochotona curzoniae (black-lipped pika), 8253 nucleotides long. RefSeq names its product capicua transcriptional repressor (gene CIC). Gene Ontology annotation, cellular component: nucleus. The record is from RefSeq and is a predicted model, not a curated record. Gene Ontology annotation, biological process: regulation of transcription by RNA polymerase II. Bases 25 to 7635 code for a protein of 2536 amino acids. Gene Ontology annotation, molecular function: DNA-binding transcription factor activity, RNA polymerase II-specific; RNA polymerase II transcription regulatory region sequence-specific DNA binding. The transcript is spliced from 20 exons. Lineage: Eukaryota; Metazoa; Chordata; Mammalia; Lagomorpha; Ochotonidae.
GGACUGAGGUGGUGGGCUCAGCAAAUGAGCAGUCUUGGGGGACCCUGGGUUGCUCCCGAUCAUCCUUCUCUACUCCUGCACUCUGCAGGUGGACAGAAGAUGAAGCCGAUGAAGAAGGCAUGCAGCAGCCUUUCGGGGGGUCUCGGCAGCGGCAGCAAGUCGCCACCAGCCACCAGGGCCAAGGCCCUGAGACGGCGAGGGGUCGGGGAGGGUGACAAGCCUGAGGAGGAAGAGGACGAAGCCCAGCAGCAGCAGCAACCAGGGCCAGAAGAGGCUGAGGAAGGCGAGGAGGAAGAAAGUGAGCGAGGAAGCCCUAAGGCCGAGGGGCCGCCCCCAGAGCUGCACCCUGGGGACCCAGCCUCAGGUCCGACUGAGGACCCCAAGGGGGAUGGGGAAGCUGGCCGCUGGGAGCCCUCACUCAGCCGCAAGACAGCCACAUUCAAGUCUCGAGCACCCAAGAAGAAGUAUGUGGAGGAGCAUGGGGCUGGCAGCGGUGGGGUGUCUGGGGCUCCGGAAGAGCAGGUACGGACACCUGAAGAGGCCGGGGCACUGGGUGUGCCUCCACGGCCGCCCACCUCGGCCCGCUCUUCCUCCACGGACACAGCCAGUGAGCACUCUGCGGACCUGGAGGAUGAGCCGGCUGAGGCUUGCGGUCCAGGCCCCUGGCCUCCCAGCAGCACGAGUGGUGGCUAUGAUCUGCGGCAGCUGCGGUCCCAACGCGUGCUGGCCCGACGCAGCGAUGGCCUCUUCCUGCCAGCUGUGGUGCGCCAGGUGCGCCGAAGCCAUGACCUGGGCGUGCAGUUCCCUGGUGACCGGGCCCUGACUUUCUACGAGGGUGUGCCCGGUGGAGGGGUAGAUGUAGUUCUGGAUGCCACACCGCCACCUGGUGCACUGGCAGUGGGCACAGCUGUCUGCACGUGUGUGGAACCUGGGAUGGCUGCCUACCGUGAAGGUGUGGUGGUGGAAGUGACCACCAAGCCAGCUGCCUACAAGGUCCGCCUCAGCCCUGGGCCCAGCUCCCAGCCAGGCCUGCCGGGCUCUCUCCUGCAGCCCCCACAGCCAUCACACCGAGAGCCAGAGGAGGCCAUAUGGGUGGCCCGCUCCAGCCUGCGUCUCCUGCGGCCACCCUGGGAGCCGGAGGCUCUGCUGAGGAAGCCUCCUUCUGGCCCCGAGGAAGGGCAGGCUGAGCCCGGGGUCCCCCUGCCGCCCUGCCCUGCUGUCCUGGACCCCAAGCAGCCCGAAGAUGCUGAAGUCUCUAAGAUCAGCUUUGGCAGUGGCCUGGGGGCUCCCUGCGAGGAAGGUGAGGAGAAGCACCCGCCAGCCCUGGGCACCCCGGCCCUACAUCCACUGCCCCCACCCCAGCUUCUGUCGCCGCCACCCAAGUCUCCAGCCUUUGCAGGCCCUGGGCGCCCUGGCGAGCAGCCCUCGCCAUGCCAUGAGGGCAGCCAGGGUGGCAGCCGGAGCAGCAGCGUGGCAUCCCUGGAGAAGGGGGCUGCGCCGGCCACCCGGGCCCGCACACCGUUGACAGCUGCCCAGCAGAAGUACAAGAAAGGUGACGUGGUGUGCACCCCCAAUGGGAUUCGGAAGAAGUUCAACGGCAAACAGUGGCGGCGGCUGUGCUCACGAGAUGGCUGCAUGAAGGAGUCCCAGCGGCGGGGUUACUGCUCACGCCACCUGUCCAUGCGCACCAAGGAGAUGGAGGGACUGGCGGACAGUGGUCCGGGUGGAGCUGGGCGGCCGGCCGGCGUGGCAGCCCGGGAGGGCAGCACUGAGUUCGACUGGGGUGAUGAGACAUCACGUGACAGCGAGGCCAGCAGCGUGGCAGCCCGUGGAGACUCGCGUCCACGCCUGGUGGCCCCCGCGGACCUGUCACGCUUCGAGUUUGAUGAGUGCGAGGCAGCGGUGAUGCUGGUGUCCUUGGGCAGCUCUCGCUCAGGCACGCCCUCCUUUUCUCCUGUUUCCACGCAGUCGCCCUUCUCGCCAGCCCCGUCACCCUCGCCCUCGCCCCUCUUUGGCUUCCGCCCUGCCAACUUCAGUCCCAUCAACGCCUCGCCAGUGAUCCAGCGCACCGCAGUCCGCAGUCGCCACCUGAGUGCCAGCACCCCAAAGGCAGGCGUGCUGACGCCCCCCGACUUGGGCCCCCACCCGCCACCACCCACCCCCCGAGAACGCCAUUCCUCUGGCAUCCUUCCCACCUUCCAGACCAACCUGACCUUCACCGUGCCCAUCAGCCCUGGGCGGCGGAAGACGGAGUUGCUGCCCCAUCCAGGGGCGUUGGGAGCCCCUGGCACAGGGGGUGGAGGUGCUGCCCCAGAUUUCCCCAAGAGUGACAGUUUAGACUCUGGUGUGGACUCAGUGUCUCACACCCCUACACCGACUACACCGGCUGGCUUCCGAGCUGUGUCCCCCGCCGUGCCCUUCUCUCGCUCCCGCCAACCCUCACCGUUGCUGCUGCUGCCUCCGCCUGCCGGCCUGACCUCGGACCCAGGGCCCUCCGUGCGCAGGGUGCCCGCCGUGCAGCGGGACUCCCCAGUCAUUGUCCGCAAUCCUGAUGUGCCACUGCCCUCCAAGUUCCCAGGGGAGGUGGACACUGCCGGUGAGGUGCGGUCUGGGGGACCUGGGCGGGGCUGCCGUGAGACCCCGGUGCCCCCCGGGGUGGCCAGCGGAAAGUCUGGCCUACCCCCACCUCUGCCAGCCCCCGUGCCCAUCACUGUGCCUCCAGCUGCGCCGACUGCCGUGGCCCAGCCGAUGCCCACCUUUGGCCUGGCUUCUUCGCCCUUCCAGCCCGUGGCCUUCCACCCCUCUCCUGCCGCUCUGUUGCCCGUUCUGGUGCCCAGCAGUUACACCAGCCAUCCUGCUCCCAAGAAGGAGGUCAUCAUGGGCCGCCCUGGGACAGUGUGGACGAAUGUGGAACCUCGCUCUGUGGCCGUGUUUCCCUGGCACUCCUUAGUACCCUUCCUGGCACCCAGCCAGCCUGACCCCUCUGUGCAGCCGAGUGAGGCCCAGCAACCUGCCAGCCACCCGGUAGCUUCCAACCAGAGCAAAGAACCUGCUGAGUCGGCAGCUGUUGCUCACGAGCAGCCACCAGGCGGGACGGGAAAUGCUGACCCUGGGCGGCCCCCUGGAGCCACGUGCCCUGAGAGUCCAGGGCCUGGACCCCCGCACACUUUGGGGGUGGUGGAACCCGGCAAGGGUCCCCAUCCCACCACUGAGGAGGAGGCCUCUGGCCCCCCUGGAGAGCCUCGGCUGGACAGUGAGACGGAAAGCGACCAUGAUGAUGCCUUCCUCUCCAUCAUGUCUCCCGAGAUCCAGUUGCCUCUGCCACCCGGCAAGCGCCGGACCCAGUCACUCAGCGCUCUGCCCAAGGAGCGGGACUCAUCCUCUGAGAAGGAUGGACGGAGCCCCAAUAAGCGAGAGAAGGACCACAUCCGGCGGCCCAUGAACGCCUUCAUGAUCUUUAGCAAACGGCACCGGGCCCUGGUCCACCAGCGCCACCCGAACCAGGACAACCGGACCGUCAGCAAGAUCCUGGGCGAGUGGUGGUACGCCCUGGGGCCCAAGGAGAAGCAGAAGUACCAUGAUCUGGCCUUCCAGGUGAAGGAAGCCCACUUCAAGGCCCACCCAGAUUGGAAGUGGUGCAACAAGGACCGAAAGAAAUCCAGCUCGGAGGCCAAGCCCACGAGUCUGGGGCUGGCAGGAGGGCACAAGGAGACGCGGGAGCGGAGCAUGUCGGAGACGGGCACUGCCGCUGCCCCCGGGGUAUCAUCUGAACUGCUGUCUGUCGCAGCCCAGACGCUCCUGAGCUCGGACACCAAGGCUCCAGGCAACAGCUCGUGUGGGCCAGAUCGGCUGCACACUGUUGGGGGGCCUGGCUCGGCCCGGCCCCGGGCCUUCUCCCACAGUGGGGUUCAUGGCCUGGACGGUGGGGAAGACAGCCAGGCGCUGCAGGAACUGACUCAGAUGGUGUCUGGCCCUACAUCAUACUCUGGCCCAAAGCCUUCCACUCAGUAUGGCGCUCCGGGCUCCUUCACAGCCCCUGGGGAAGCAGGGGCCUUGGCAGCCAGUGGACGGCCUCCACUACUGCCCACCCGAACCUCUCGUUCCCAGCGUGCGGCCAGCGAGGACAUGACCAGUGACGAGGAACGCAUGGUCAUCUGUGAAGAGGAAGGGGAUGAUGAUGUCAUUGCUGAUGAUGGCUUCAGCACCACUGACAUUGAUCUCAAGUGCAAGGAGCGGGUGACCGACAGUGAGAGUGGAGACAGCUCUGGGGAAGACCCAGAUGGCAACAAGAGCUUUGGUCGGAAGGUGUUCUCGCCUGUGAUCCGCUCCUCCUUUACCCACUGCCGCCCCACGCUGGACCCUGAGCCCCCCGGACCCCCAGAUCCACCCACCGCCUUCAGCAAAGGCUACUGUCCUGCCCCAUCUUCUUCCUCGGCUGCCUCAUCAACCUCAUCAGCUGCAUCCUAUUCUCUGGGCUCAGGAACCUUCAAAGCGCAGGAGCCGGGACAGGGCAGCGCGGCAGGCCCGCUCCGGCCUCCACCCCCUGGGACUGGGGGCCCAUCGACUCCUUCCAAGGCUGCCCGAUUCCUCCCAGCGGAUCCUGCCCCCUUUCGGAGGAAGAGACCUGAGAGUGUAGGGGGCCUGGAGCCACCAGGUCCCUCAGUCAUUGCAGCGCCUCCCAGUGGGGGAGGGGGCAUCCUGCAGACCCUGGCCCUGCCCCCGGGCAAGGAGGAGCGGGAAGGCAGUGGAGCCCGAGUACCCUCAGCCCCAGCCCCCUCGUUAGGUUAUGGGGCCCCAGCAGCCCCUCUGUCCCGUCCUGCUGCCACCAUGGUCACUAAUGUGGUGCGGCCGGUCAGUAGCACUCCUGUGCCCAUCGCUUCUAAGCCCUUCCCCACCUCUGGCCGGGCUGAGACAUCUCCAGCUGACACGGCAGGUGCCAGGACUGAAAUGAGCACCGGGUCCAGGGUGCCUGGAGGCUCCCCGCUGGGGGUCAGUUUAGUGUAUUCAGACAAAAAGGCAGCGGCAGCCACCUCACCAGCCCCACACUUGGUGGCUGGACCCCUACUGGGCACUGUGGGGAAGGCACCUGCCACUGUUACCAACCUGUUGGUGGGCACCCCAGGCUAUGGGGCCCCUGCACCCCCAGCUGUCCAGUUCAUUGCCCAGGGGACCCCUGGUGGUGGGACCACUGCAGGCUCAGGAGCAGGUGCUGGGAGUGGCCCUAAUGGGCCAGUUCCCCUGGGCAUCCUGCAACCAGGUGCUCUGGGAAAGGCUGGGGGCAUCACCCAGGUGCAGUACAUCCUGCCCACGCUGCCCCAGCAGCUUCAAGUGGCACCUGCCCCAGCACCAGCCCCUGGGACUAAGGCAGCGGCUCCCAGCGGCCCUGCACCCACCACCAGCAUCCGUUUCACCCUCCCGCCGGGCACCUCCACCAACGGCAAGGUCCUGGCUGCCACUGCACCCACUCCUGGCAUCCCUAUCCUGCAGUCUGUACCCUCCGCCCCACCCCCCAAAGCCCAGUCAGUUUCUCCCGUGCAGGCCCCGCCCCCAGGCGGCUCAGCCCAGCUGCUCCCUGGGAAGGUCCUAGUGCCCCUGGCCGCCCCUAGCAUGUCAGUGCGGGGCGGAGGGGCUGGCCAGCCACUGCCCCUGGUGAGCCCACCCUUUUCAGUCCCUGUGCAGAACGGCGCCCAGCCGCCCAGCAAGAUCAUCCAGCUAACCCCAGUGUCAGUGAGCACGCCCAGCGGCUUGGGGCCCCCCGUGAGCCCAGCUCCACUUCCUGGGCCCACCUCGCAGCCCCAGAAGGUCCUGCUGCCUUCUUCCACGAGAAUCACCUAUGUGCAGUCGGCGGGUAGCCACGCGCUGCCCCUGGGCACCAGUCCUGCCUCUAGCCAAGCUGGAGCAGUCACCUCGUACGGGCCCUCAAGCUCUGUGGCUCUGGGCUUCACCUCGCUCGGGCCCAGUGGCCCUGCCUUCGUGCAGCCCUUGCUCUCAGGCCAAGCCCCACUGCUGGCUCCUGGCCAGGUGGGCGUGUCUCCUGUGCCCAGCCCCCAGCUGCCUCCUGCCUGCACAGCCCCUGGAGGUCCUGUCAUCACGGCAUUUUACCCUGGCAGCCCUGUACCCACCUCCUCAGCACCCCUGGCCCAGCCAUCCCAGGCACCCCCAAGCCUGGUCUACACUGUGGCCACCAGUACCACCCCACCAGCUGCCACCAUUCUGCCCAAGGGCCCAUCAGCUCCCGCCACUGCCACCCCUGCUCCUUCAAGUCCUUUCCCUAGUGCCACAGCAGGUUCCAUGACAUACAGCCUAGUGGCCCCCAAGGCCCAGCGGCCCAGCCCCAAGGCUCCCCAGAAAGUGAAGGCCGCCAUCGCUAGCAUUCCUGUGGGCUCCUUUGAGGCAGGUGCCUCCGGACGGCCUGGCCCUGCACCCCGACAACCUCUGGAGCCUGGCCCACCCCGUGAACCGACCACACUCGAGUCUGAGCUCGAGGGGCAGCCCACCCAACCGGCCCCUCCACCACCCCCAGAGACCUGGACUCCCACAGCCCGGAGCAGCCCCCCGCCACCCCCGCCCACUGAGGAGCGGCCUGGCACCAAGGGCCCUGAGACCACGGCCAGCAAGUUCCCCAGUUCGUCUUCAGACUGGCGCGUCCCUGGGCCGGGCCUGGAGAGUCGUGGGGAGCCUCCUACCCCGCCCAGCCCCGCCCCUGCCGCAGCCUCGGGGAGCAGCAGUGAAGGAAGCAGUGGGAGGGUAGCUGGGGACACCCCUGAGCGAAAGGAAGUGGCCAGUGCUGGCAAGAAGGUGAAGGUGCGGCCUCCGCCACUCAAGAAGACCUUUGACUCCGUGGACAACAGGGUCCUGUCGGAGGUGGAUUUUGAGGAGCGCUUUAAUGAGCUUCCAGAGUUUCGGCCUGAAGAGGUGCUGCCCUCGCCCACCCUGCAGUCCCUGGCCACCUCUCCCCGGGCCAUCCUGGGCUCAUACCGCAAGAAGAGGAAAAACUCCACUGAUCUGGAUUCGGCCCCUGAGGAUCCCACCUCGCCCAAGCGCAAGAUGAGAAGACGCUCCAGCUGCAGCUCGGAGCCCAACACCCCCAAGAGUGCCAAGUGUGAGGGCGACAUCUUCACCUUCGACCGCACAGGCACAGAAACUGAAGAUGUGCUUGGGGAGCUAGAGUACGACAAGGUGCCAUACUCGUCGCUGCGCCGCACCCUGGACCAGCGCCGGGCCCUGGUCAUGCAGCUCUUCCAGGACCACGGCUUCUUCCCAUCGGCCCAAGCCACGGCAGCCUUCCAGGCCCGCUACGCAGACAUCUUCCCCUCCAAGGUCUGUCUACAGCUGAAGAUCCGUGAGGUGCGCCAGAAGAUCAUGCAGGCAGCCACGCCCACAGAGCAGCCUCCUGGGGCUGAGGCCCCCCUCCCUGUCCCACCCCCUGCUGGCACCGCUGCUGCCCCUGCCCCAACUCCCAGCCCGGCUGGGGGUCCUGACCCCACCUCACCUGGCUCGGACUCGGGCACAGCCCAAGCUGCCCCGCAACUGCCUCCACCCCCAGAGCCAGGGCCUGGACAGCCUGGCUGGGAGGGGCCCCCACAGUCCUCUCCGCCUCCUUCAGGCCCCUCCACAGCUGCUGCAGGCAGGUGAGGGGCUCUUGAGAAGAUCCCAGGACCCUCAGUACCUCCCCCUCAGGACACGGACAGUACACAGAUGGCAGGAAUGGGGGGGCAGGAUAGUUUGAUCCUCCCCCAUAAAGCCAUUUUGUCCUUUCCAGUUGGGAGUGGAAUGAGGCCUGCACCUCAUGUACAUACCCCGUUCCUCCAGCUCCCACCCUGGGCUGGGGGCAGCUGAGGGGAAGCUAGGGUGCAGCCUCCUCCACUGAGCACCUCCGCAGAACUUGGGGUGUGUGACCUUCAGAGCUUUUCACUUGUACUUUAUGCAAACCGGCUUCUGAGGGCUGCGGGGCAGAGGGCAGUGCAGGCCGUGGCCACAGGGAGGCGCCUGUGGAGUAGGGGAGUUCAUGGACCCCUGCUUUCCCCAGAGGGGCUGGACUCAGGUUAGUUUGGGGGUGGCGGCUCCUGCACUUUGCCACAGGCAUGGGGUUCUCUCCCCACCCCCUCUGCCCUCCCACCUUGGGUUGUACUUUCUAAGAAGGUGAUUUCCCCCACCCAUGCCCCAUCCCCUGAACAAAACAUGUUGAUCAUGUGCAAUAUUUCUUACUGUGCCGACAAGCCGCAAUGACCGAGAUUAAAGCUGUUUAACACA